Hyaloscypha bicolor E is the source of this 1421-nucleotide messenger RNA. RefSeq lists its product as uncharacterized. The transcript has a single exon. Bases 164 to 1288 code for a protein of 374 amino acids. The record is from RefSeq and is a predicted model, not a curated record. Lineage: Eukaryota; Fungi; Ascomycota; Leotiomycetes; Helotiales; Hyaloscyphaceae.
CUCCUACUCAGCCUCCACAGCUUCCACCAGAAUGAGUCAGACCGAUCUUAAGCCUUGAGCUAAGACACUGUAUUCACAGCCACUACAUAUCAAAAAGGUAGACGCCCUUGGAGCUUGAAAUCAAUUCACAAUAUUUGCCACUUCAAGCUCGAUUAAUCUCAUAAUGGCGCACCAAACCCAUGCUCUGCCCUGGACCACCCUAGCCUCGAACUUCAAAUACAACAUAUCGUAUCACUCACAUCCUCAACUUCUGGACAUUCACCCCCAAAAGAAACCAAAUCAAGCCAAAGACUUGGCGUACUUCUGCAAAGCGUUCGCGAAGCAGAUUCACGAUUUCGGUGUUACUGAACGAGCGAAGUACCCACCUGUCGACCACUACAAGAAGCGUGCUUCAAGUUGGGUGAAAUCCGAAGUUCCAGCCUCAGAGACCGAAGGAAAUGGCAAUUCGGGGAAGCCUGGAAAGGGCAGAAAAGCAUCAAAGGAAGAAAUCGAGACGAGGAAAGUCAUUCCGACCAGACUCAUCAAACGAUACCCUUAUGUCUCCCUCCCCCAUUGCGAUCGCAGAGGCCAGAACGUCCAGUCUUGGCUCCUAGAUAUGCCUCCAGAGCACAAAUUCGUAGGGUACGGAAACUGGAUACAAGCGGGAGAGAUCAUCAAGAUCCUCAUGAUGGAGGCAUCCUCGGCUCCGCCUGCACUGUCUGCAGAGACUGCCAAGGGCGAUGCUGCGGAUGGCGAAAGUCUGAAGGUAGAAGCGAUGGAGACUCUACUUCUCAUGGCCAACCAUCCCAGAAUGAAGAUUCUUGAGCUGAAAAAUAUGCAUCACGGACAUCAUUUCGGUGUUUCUCGUGUUGCAGAAGAGGCUAUCAAGGUAUACAUUUACCUGAAUCUAAUUAUUGCGAUGAGGGAUGGUGGAUCAGAUGUUUGUGACUCUGUUGAUACUGCUGAAGGUGAGAAUGAAGGGAAACAGAAGAGGAAGUUCAUGGGUUGCGAGAGUUACGAGGGGAUGCUGAGGAAUGUGGCAGGGAGCUACGAUGGAGAUGCUCAGACGUUGGUUCAUCGGGUAUUCUUUUUGGGGGGUCCGGCUGAGUCGUACUGGUGGGGACAGACGUCGAGCAGAGAUGUACUCGGGGAUCUGGAAGGGCUCAGAGAAUACUUGAAGGGUAUUUGGAGGGUAAUGGUCAUCUACGAUGUUAUCAUAAGAGAGGCUGGAGGUGACCCCACCUGGGAGAAGGAGUAUGAGUGGGCUUUUAAUGCAAUGUUUGGAGUUCGAUAUGAGAUGGACUACUAGGCUACUGUACUAGAUAACUUAAUCCACCUUAAUAAGCAAAGCUUCUUUUUCGUUGCGCACAUCAUUGCUUGGAGUCGUGGCGUUGGGAAUCUUGAGCUAGCCCCAGCUUCCGGUAAGAUAUCUACUUCUAAUG